Racocetra persica is the source of this 139-nucleotide messenger RNA. The record is from the annotation of a GenBank genome assembly. Lineage: Eukaryota; Fungi; Glomeromycota; Glomeromycetes; Diversisporales; Gigasporaceae.
AUGAUGAAGGAAUUUGUGAAGCCUCACAGGAUGAUUGUGAUAAUGAUAUAUUACUUGAUGCUGAAGCAUCAAGUAAUAUGUCAUUCAAUGUUUUAUCAUCGAGUAACAUGUUAUUUGACAUUUCAGCCUUGAGUGACAU